AAGGGCUUUGUCAUCUUCAUGUUCACUCAGCAGAUCAGCCCAGCUCAGAAGCUCCAAAUAGUCCAAUCAAGCAGGGAUUUCUCGAGUUGUGAACAUGGCGCAGACAAGAGCAGGUCGUCUUCUUGCCGUUAUCGGCGACGAGGAUACGUGCACAGGAUUUCUCUUGGGUGGAAUUGGAGAAAUAAAUUCAAAACGUCAACCCAACUUUUUCGUUGUCAAGAAAGAUACUCCAGUAAGUGAAAUCGAAGAUGCUUUCCGUCAGUUCACGACGAGAGAUGAUGUGGCUAUCAUUCUGAUCAAUCAACAUAUUGGCCAGGAGAUCCGCCAUGUUCUAGAUGGAUAUGAUCAGACGAUACCAUCAGUGCUUGAGAUUCCAUCCAAGGAGCAUCCGUAUGACCCUAGCAAGGAUUCUAUUCUGCGAAGAGCAAAGGGUAUGUUUAGUGCAGAGGACUUCCGCUAAGAAGCGACGGAAGAAGGACUUUAGGUACACCUGUGCUAUCAGAGAAGUAGAAAUCUUAAAAACUGUGGGCCCUGUGCGUUCAUUUAUUGCAAAAGCUGUUUCUUGCUUUGCUUUUGGUUUUAGCUCUGUCUGUUGAUACUUGUAAGUGUAUGUGGAUUAUGUGCUGCUGUCGGCUGUGCCAACAAUGUACAUUAUCGUUUCUUAUCAUAAUGCUACUUCAUGACCUCAAAUCGUUUCUGGCGAAGUGACUGUUACAGAACAGAAAACAAAUCUCUGCCCCUUCCCCAAUAUUAUCAACAGCAAUUGAACGUCCCAUUCUCUGAAGAUCUGCUUGUCCGGCCGAUUGGUCGCCCAUGCUCUCGCUGAGACUGUUUUGAUACCGAUUCACACACCUCUU
This is a messenger RNA of Sycon ciliatum, 857 nucleotides long. RefSeq names its product V-type proton ATPase subunit F-like. The coding region runs from base 95 to 460 and encodes 121 amino acids. Gene Ontology annotation, biological process: proton transmembrane transport. Gene Ontology annotation, molecular function: proton-transporting ATPase activity, rotational mechanism. Gene Ontology annotation, cellular component: membrane; proton-transporting V-type ATPase, V1 domain. Lineage: Eukaryota; Metazoa; Porifera; Calcarea; Leucosolenida; Sycettidae. The transcript is spliced from 5 exons. The record is from RefSeq and is a predicted model, not a curated record.